AUGGCCUUGUACAACCAAACCGUGGAUUUCCUCUCCGAAACCUUCUCGAACAACCGGACCCAUCUUCCCAUCCUGGCUACCGCUGGAGCCUCAUUUACACUUGGCUUGCUUGCUCGAUCGCUUCUCCCCCAAAAGGAACCCCUCCCUCUCCUCGUCUCGCCUCGAACAACAGUUCUACCCGAGAUAUCCGAGUCAAAGAAUCACGAGCUGCCACUCCCGCCUGAUGUUCUCCCCGGUGCACGCGAUGUCGAUAGUCCAUAUGGGUCGAUGCGAGUAUACGAAUGGGGCCCCGAAGAUGGACCUAAAGUGUUAUUCGUGCACGGCAUAACCACGCCGUGUAUUGCGCUCGGCGGGUUGGCCCAUGCGCUGGUCGAUCGCGGCUGUCGUGUGAUGUUAUUCGAUCUGUUCGGACGAGGAUAUUCCGACUGCCCAGCGGAUCUGCCACAGGACAUCCGCUUGUUCUCGACACAAAUCCUGCUCGCUUUGGCAUCAUCGCCUAUUUCUUGGACAGGUGCUGAGUCAGGUAAAUUCUGUCUUGUUGGAUACUCUCUGGGCGGCGGUAUUGCCGCUGGCUUUGCGUCCUAUCUUCCUCAGCUCACUUCGUCGGUGGUGCUCCUGGCGCCCUCGGGCUUGAUCCGCGACUCGCAGAUCAGUUUCCAGACUAGACUUCUCUACUCCAAGGGACUUGUACCGGAGAAUAUUCUAGGAUAUCUGGUUAGUCGUCGAUUGAAAGCUGGUCCGUUGGUCACUCCCAAAUUCAAGAGCCCCAAGCUCAAUGCCUCGUCUGCGCUGACGGAGGAACUGCCUUCGCAAAACGCUGCGGACGUCCAAAUAUUGUCUCGGAAAUACCCCGAUAUCAGUGUUCCGUCUGCAGUGGCGUGGCAGGUAAAUCAUCAUACAGGGUUUGUGCACGCGUUCAUGUCUAGCAUGCGUUAUGGUCCAAUCCUGCGAGAACGCCAAUGGAACACUUGGGCUCGUCUGGGCGAGUAUCUGACCGCACAGAACAAUGCUACCAGUAGCGGAGAGAGGAAGCCAUCAGACAACAAAGUGCACAUUCUGUGCGGCAACACAGAUUCGAUCAUUGUCAAGAGUGAGCUUGUUCCAGAUGCCACGGCUGCCCUGGGUGGUAAUGUUGUCUUCAAAUUCUACGAAGCGGGACAUGAGUUCCCUAGUACCAAGUACGAGGAAGUUGCAGCUUACAUUGCUGAGCUUUUGUGA
Penicillium bovifimosum is the source of this 1218-nucleotide messenger RNA. RefSeq names its product alpha/beta hydrolase. The transcript is spliced from 2 exons. The record is from RefSeq and is a predicted model, not a curated record. Bases 1 to 1218 code for a protein of 405 amino acids. NCBI's taxonomy places the organism in Eukaryota, Fungi, Ascomycota, Eurotiomycetes, Eurotiales, Aspergillaceae.